Molecule: messenger RNA, 1027 nt
Organism: Cynara cardunculus var. scolymus (artichoke)
Lineage: Eukaryota; Viridiplantae; Streptophyta; Magnoliopsida; Asterales; Asteraceae
Exons: 1
Coding region: 71-709 (212 amino acids)
Cellular component (GO): plasma membrane
Source: RefSeq, a predicted model, not a curated record
GCUUUCCCCUUUUUAAGUUUAUUACACACCUUCUCCUUCUUUCUUCCUCCCUACUCCCUACCAAUCUACCAUGGAUGUCGAGAAGAAAGAUGAACAACCUCUCCGAUCGCCUCACCUCCCCCACGAUCAAUCUCGGAAGCGUAAACGUCGGAGAUGCAUCAUCAUCUGUUCCUCAGUAAUCGCCGUUAUACUCGUUAUUGCUCUAAUCCUGCUCAUUUUAGCUCUCACCGUCUUCAAAGCCAAGAAGCCCGUGUUGACUGUUAAUUCCGUAGAGCUUCAGGAUUUUGGUGUCUCUGUGAAUCCGAUUCCAAUUCAAGUUUCCUUGAAUAUGUCUCUGGCACUCGAUAUUUCAAUUGAGAACCCUAACAAGGUCGGUGUUAAGUAUCGGAGCAGCUCAGCCAUUCUCCGGUACAAAGGCAAAGACGUAGGCGAGGUUCCUAUUCCGGCCGGUGAGAUUGGAUCCGAUACUACUAAGCAAAUGAAUCUGACGCUAACUGUAUUCGCUGAUCGGUUACUUUCCGAUUCAAAUAUCUACGGGGAUUUCCUGAGUGGUAACUUGCCUUUUACUACUUAUACUAAGAUAAAGGGUAAAGUUCGUGUUCUUUUCGUUCAUAUUCACGUCUCUUCUACGUCAACUUGUGAUGUGAAUAUCGAUAUUCAAAGUAGAAGCAUUGCAAAUCAAACCUGCCAGUACAAGAACAAGAUAUAGAUAGUAGGUGAAGGAAGAUUCAUUUGAUUAGCCAGCUACGGAUACUCGUAUAUCUAUUUUUUGCCAUACUUUCUUAUUGUUCAUAAUUAACUUACAUAUUUGAUAUGAAAUAAAACUAUUGCUGUUAUUGCUACUUUUUUUUUAAAGGAGAAAAGGAAAAAGAGGUUGGUAUUGUGUUCUAUCCCGUGUAUUAUGAAUUGAAUACUUCACCAACAUUACAUCAUGCAUCUUGUAUUGUAAUGUAGUAGUAGAUUUGAUGGUUCAUUUUUCAUGUAUUUUUGUGAUUCUAUUUGUUGAAUGAAGCUUCACUUGGUUCCA